UGUAAAGAGAGGGUUGUUUGCCCUUAAAUGAAAUCAGGACUAAUGCUUGCCCGGGUUGUUUGUCAUGAUUCCUUUACUUUUUCAAUGCUUGUAUAUACUAGAGACUCACUCAUAAUUUCAAGUUGCUAUAUAUUUUAUUCAUCACAUUCCAUAGAUUAUCUUCUAAUCUAUUUGUUCAUCGCUGGUUCAGAUUACUUUGUUUUCGUUGAUACAUCUGGGUCCUGUUCUUCGUUGCAAGUAAUUGGUCAAUGUUAGUUUUGUGUAUUCCUCCAGACUUUAGGUUCCUACCGAGAGGAAUGACAACGAGCUUGAUCAAGUUCUUGUCACAUUACAACAUACCGUCUCGAAAGGCCAAGAUUUUGGAGUAAUCAUUUUUUAAUAUUUGAAGGUCAUACAAGUGAUACAAUCUACACUCGCUCAUGCUUAAGAACUGCCUUACGUCCCUGUCGAACUGUUUAGCGUUAAAUACAGAGCACCACUGUUUAUAAGUCUCCUUCAGAAAACUUUAGAAGUUGUACUCGUGUCUUGCUCUUCCUCGCCUAGCUUGAUUAGAUGACAGUCUAGUUCAGUGUCGAACUCCUAUUUAAGGUCGUCACAGAAGUACUGCAACUACCGCUAAAAUGUUUACUUUCAAAUUAACUUGUAUAGCUUUAUUUACUGUAACAUAUAAUAUUAUCUUCUAAAUAUAGCUCUCGGAACAGCCGUGGUUGUGUCAGAUUACGAAACCUAAUGGAACCAUCUAUUUUCCCGUAGUUUAUCUUAUUCAGACCGUUUAUCAAGACUAGCUUAAAGACUAGAUUUAUCUUCACCAUUAACCUUUGGAACUUAAUUGAUAUUCCGGAUUUGCAACAACAUCAUAUAUGGUAGCGUAAUCAUAAGAAAAGAUAUUGUUCAUCUUAACGUAUGUGGAUAAUUGGUGGGAUGCAUAGUUUAAGUUUGCCAUUCUCCGUCUAUAUGUCAGUUUGAUUGACGAAAAUAAGACAUUUAGUUUAAGAAUGUUGGUUUUAAGCAUUGGCCUAACCGAUCACAAAAAGGAACGCCAUAAAGGAGAGAUGGGUGAUGGCUAGCAGUGGGAUCCAGAACUCCCGUUUCGUUCUGUCUGGAAGAUUUAAGCUACCAACACAGGUCUAAUACUUAAUAUUUUAAGAAGUAAAUAAAGAAUCAGUCCUGGCCGUAAGAUUUGAAUAUCAAAUGGGUUUUACUAGUUUUUUGAGAUCAUAUUUUAGAGCCGCUUCUUGCUUGAACUGUCAAACGUAAAAAAGUUUUGUAUCGUUAUAUAUUUUCCAAGAACAUGUUUGCUACUAAAUUCGCAAUUUAUCCACCUUAGUUCUUCUUAACACUAGUCUGAUUGUUUAGCGCUUCUGUCUGUGUGUUGUUCGAUACACAGUAGCUUUGCAAUUGUUUCUCUAACUAAAUAUAGUGUACCAUUCUUUCGUCUAGUCAUAGUAAUUACGACAUAAGUUCAAAUAGGUUAUAUGAAGAAGCUCAGAAACCAUGACGCCUGUUAUUCAGAGUACGUCUAUCAAUACUAGAAUAUGCAACUCUCGUUUGAAACAGUGACAGUUUUGGUCACUUUUAAGUGUUAAGUCAAAGAAAGUUUCAUUGAAUCUGAUAGCAUGUUUCUCGUUUAAACAUAAUAUCUCAGCGAUUACUUUCAUCUCAUGUUCUGCACUUACACUGAGUGAUUUAAUUGUCAGAACUUACACCAUAAAUAACCUAUUGUGUUCCUCGAAACUCCAAAACUAGUCAUUUCUCUGUAUCGAAUUUCCAGUAAAGUGUUAUAUGUGUGUAUAUAUGGAAGCCAGAUGCAUGAUGUCAAAUCAUAGUUUGCAUCACUUGGCGGUCCUAGUUAGACAGUUGUUGAAAAUCAGGGAACUCUGGAUAACUGUUGAAUCUUAGUAUACAAACCAAUAGGUGGUGUGUCGGUAAUUAAACAGGCUAGGCACUUGCUGUAUGACCUGAGGGUCCUAGGUUUGACCCUCGGUGGGGUCACGGAUCUUCACGGCUGAAGCGUCACGUGCUAAGGCUAAAUAUCUGUCCAGUGCUCCAUGGUUUUCAUCGGUUACUUGAAGUCAGCCCGUGUUGUAAACUGUUGAAUUCAGAAUUUUCCACAAAAUGCUCUAUUAAUAUAUUACUUCUUGAGGGUCUGGGUGUAUCUAGACAUGAUGUGAAUGCCAGAUAGUCACGUGUUGUCUAAAGAUGAGAUGUUAUAUGAAAAUCUCCUACUAAUACUACGAGAGUGUGUCAGAAGGUAUAUAUAUGUAUAUAUAUAUAUAUAUAUAUAUAUAUAUAUAUACUGAUAAUUUAAGUUUAUUACAUCGUUUGCACAUUAUGCUUUAUUACUUGUUUUAGUUUCCCUCCUUGAAUAAUUAUUUUGGCAUACCAUAAGUAACAUAUUUUAUAACCGAUCCAGACCGCAAAGCACAACAUUUCCCAUUACUUAUUUCGUUCAGUUCCAUGUUGUAUAGUAAUACUAAAUUUUAGGUUUUGGAACUUAUUUCCAGAUUGUUGCCUUACUAAGCGGCAAUUAGCUACCCUUGAUAGUUCACAUUUAAUUGACUUCUGCCUAAAUAUGUGUAUUUUCACAUCCAUGCUUCUCCGUCGAUUUAGCAACGUAAAAUUCACACUUAUCGUAACAUGUCAUGUUUCCUCAUGUAGUUCAUCUGUAUUACCUAAUGAAGUAUUUUAUUCGUUCUUUGAUUUUGUUAUCUUAAAUUUUAGAUUCUUACCUGAUCUCAGCAGAUUUUUCAUCUCAAUUCUCCUCUCUUUGGUUGAAUUCUGGCUAGUAGUUCAAUACAAUGUUGCAUCUCAUUUUGUUAAUUAUAUGCUUUAUAGAAAAAUCAGAUUCUGCGAAAUUCAGUUUAUCCGUAAUCCCAGCAAACCAACCAGUACUUAUUGGUCAAAAAGUAAUUUUGAGGUGUCAGAUACAAGUAAUACGACUUUCAACAAAAUAUGCAAUGUUAUUUCGGCAUGAAGAAAACUUAAUCUCAGAGAAGUGUUUCGUGUACGAAGCACAAAAGUAUCACCUAAUAUGUGAGCCAGAUGAUUGGCAAAGAGCCGAAACUUAUGAAUUACAUAUUAAAUCGGUUUCUUGGGCAGAUCGUGGUAAUUGGUCGUGUACUUAUGCAGCAAAUAAAACCAUACAAACUCUUGAAGUAUAUGCACCAGCUAAAUUGGAAAAGAUGGGUGUUUCAAGUUUAACAUCACUGCCUGUGACAAACAAAGAAAGUAUGAUCAAAGACUCCAGUUCACCUUCAGAAUUAUCAUCUUCAUCGUCUUUGGCUACGGCUGGAUUGGAUUCAGCUUUAUCUAUCAUUGGCACACCACCUAGUCAACAUAUCGGCUUAGGCACUCGGACUAAUCCGUAUGAUUUACGUUCAGGACUAGGAAUUCAGCUUACUUGUGAAACAACUUGUGGACAUCCUCGAGCCAAUAUAACUUGGCUAGUCAUGAAUGAGACAAUGACUAAAGCAAUUAUGCCCACGAAUCCAAAUAAAAUUCAUGAAAAUGUUUGUAGUAAUUCACCAAAUACAAUUGGUAUGACAACUACUAAGUCAACUUUACAUGUUCAUUGCUCACAAUUAGAUAUUAUUGGUUUAAAUCAAGUUCAAUGUUCAGUGAAUGGACCACAAUAUAAAGAUACUUUAUUGACACGAAAUGUUUAUAUAUUAUGUGCUGAUAAAAAUGAAUUAGAAAAUUUAAAACAACCGCAAAAACAUCAAAUAACUACAAAUGAAAUCAAGCAAGAACGUGUACGGCGACGUGGUGAAAGACCGAUGCGCUUAACAAGUGGUGAAGUUGUCGGCAUAGCUGUUGGUUCAGCAUUAGGUUUAAUUUUAGUAUUUAUUGGUUGUAUUAUUUUGCGUAAUAAUGGGAAAUCAUCUCCUUUACCAUUUCAUGGUCAUAUACCCGGUCAACGUGUAUAGGAAAACAAGAAUUCUUUUUUUUCUCUCUCUCUGAUUAUUAUAUCUGUUCUCAUUGUUUAUAUUGUACAAUUUUGUCAUUUUUUCUCUACAUACUACUGAUAAUGAUAAUCAUAGUAGUAAUAGUAGUAUUUUGUAUUGAUUGCAUUUACAACAAUGCAUUCCCAUAAUUCAAUUGUUUUCUUCUUCUUUUUUUUAUUUAUUUAUUUUCCAAGUUCAUAUUAGCAUAAAUUUCAGUUUUGAUCAUUUUCAUAUUAUAAGUGGGUCUAUAUUUGUUUGCUUUUUAAGCAUAUAUUGCUUUAAUAAUUAUUUGUAUUGCAUUUUCGUGUUUUUUUAACACAUAUCAUUUUAUUCUAAAGUCAAUUAAUUUCUAGUUACUUAUCUUCUCAUUUAUUAUUUCUAGUUUUAUGCAUUUUUAUCUGCGAUAAAAUGUUUUUAUAUAUUACGACUACUACUAAUAAUAAUAAUAGUAAUAUUAUUAUUAUUAUUGUGUACUCGUUAUGCUGAUUCUAAAGUCAAUGAAAUUUGUAUUGUCAUGAUUUUUCCGCUUGAUAUCAGUUUUUCUACAUAACAAUUAACUAAAGGGAGGCAAACAUAAAACUUUGCAAAGUAUUUACUGUAAACGGAAUCUCUGGUAGAGAUAAUAAUAAUAAAUGAUUAAAUGUACGUUUUGUGACAUCAUCUAGGAAUCAAUAUCGAUUAUUCAGCAUAUUAGGAUCUCAACUUUUUUUUCUACUGGUAUUACAUUUGAACAUGUCAAUAUUGAUACUUGAACAAAUUGAAUUGUCCUUUUCUGGGUUACUGUUUUACUUUGUAUUUUUCUUUCAAAUGAUGUAAAUAGGUAAUAAUUUUUUUGUUUUUUUUUCACUCUUUAUUGCGUAUGUAUGUAUGCUUUUGAUACUUUUGAAAUUUAUAUUCAUUCGUGUUCUAUUAUCCUAUAAAAUUCUGUUUCAUAAGCUGUUUUAUUCGAAUUAAAACUUAUUAUUUCCAUUCCUCAAUGUUCUAUGAAAAUUUUAUUGGAAGGAAAAUUAUCCGUGGAACAGAAAUUUUGCUGAACUAGUAAUCAGUUUUUGUAUUCAUAUUGAUAAUCUGUUGUUGUGUUCCGCUAUCCGAUCCAGUUAUAAUAUAAAGUACCUAUGGUAAAUCAAACUCACCAGACAAAUGAAGAAACUAAAGUAAGUUAGAAACUAUGAUUACUAAAUCGAAUUAUAAUGGACUCAAAGUAUAAGUAUAUUUACAUUUCUUCUUCUGAUUUAGACAGGACACGUAGGCUCGGUCAUUGACCAAGGUAUAAUAUACUUCUUUCCAUA
Schistosoma haematobium is the source of this 5233-nucleotide messenger RNA. RefSeq lists its product as uncharacterized. The transcript is spliced from 6 exons. Bases 2799 to 3926 code for a protein of 375 amino acids. The record is from RefSeq and is a predicted model, not a curated record. NCBI's taxonomy places the organism in Eukaryota, Metazoa, Platyhelminthes, Trematoda, Strigeidida, Schistosomatidae.